Dioszegia hungarica is the source of this 1149-nucleotide messenger RNA. Its product is annotated as SGF29 tudor-like domain-containing protein. The record is from RefSeq and is a predicted model, not a curated record. The coding region runs from base 1 to 1149 and encodes 382 amino acids. Gene Ontology annotation, cellular component: SAGA complex. The transcript has 4 exons. NCBI's taxonomy places the organism in Eukaryota, Fungi, Basidiomycota, Tremellomycetes, Tremellales, Bulleribasidiaceae.
AUGUCCAAGCCCAAACCUAUCCGUCCUUCCGAGAUUGACCCCCUUACGCAACUAUGGCACGGUCUUGUCGACACCCUCCGCCUCUUACCAUCCGUACCCACCUCGUCCCGUCCACUAACCUUUGAGACUGAGAAGGAAAGGGAGAAGGAGCUGAAAGCCGCCCAGCGGGAGAAGAAGGUGCUCGAUGAGGCAUUUGAGCAGGUGAAUAACCUCUUGCGUGCCCGGAGGGGUAGUGAUGGGUCUCUCAACGUCGAUGUGGGCGGGAGUGGGGGCGGGGCACAAGGGAUGCCUGGAAGAGGAACAACGGGCGGUCCCGGUCCUGCCAUAGGGAGUGGAGGUCAAGGAGACAGUAAAGGGGAAUCACCAGCUUCUGCGGCGCUCGCUACGCUCAAGCGAAAGCGGGAUCGGCGACUGUCCAUCUCUGUCUCCCCCGCUCCUCAGGUCCCACCCCAGAGCGCACCCGUCGAAAGCCUAUCUCUGCCUACGCGCCUCGACGCCGGUCCGGGUCCGCGCUCCGCCAACACACCAGGCGGUCAUCCCAUGUCGGCCUCUCACUCGCAUACCGGUCAUCAUGGGUCCGCGCUCCUCCCUGGUUCAGCUGCUGCGGCGGUACGGGCCAAUUCGCCGCUCUUACCAUCACGAAGCGGCACGCCCACAUCGCGACAGUUGACGGGUCGGGAGAAGCGGGAUUUGAUCUCGGAUCAGCUGCCGCUUCAGAAAGGACGGAGGGUGCUGUUCAAGCAGCCGAAAGACAAGAAGGAGGAAGGGGAGGAGGAGGUCUGGAUCGUGGGCACGAUCGUGACGUGCAUUGGAGGGGAUAAGAAUCGGUAUACCGUCAGAGACGCGGAUACGGAGACUGACAUAACCUACAACACCACACUCAGAUCGAUCAUCCCCCUCCCUGAUGCCUCCCUCCCACUGACCUCCUCCGCCCACCCGUCCAAUAUCGACGACUACCCCAAAGGCACCCAAGUCCUCGCGCUCUAUCCCGAAACGACCUCCUUUUACCCAGCCAAGGUGCUCGUACCGCCCUCGAGGUCGAAAGCGGACGCGGGGAGGAAGGUGUAUCGCGUCUUCUUUGAGGGGGAUGAUGUGCAGGCGAGGGAGGUCGCGGCGGGGGAUAUGGUCUUGCUGCCUGGCGCAAACUAA